This is a messenger RNA of Clupea harengus (Atlantic herring), 2954 nucleotides long. It is a transcript of the gene lrrc14b, whose product is annotated as leucine rich repeat containing 14B. Gene Ontology annotation, cellular component: cytoplasm. The record is from RefSeq and is a predicted model, not a curated record. Gene Ontology annotation, biological process: negative regulation of apoptotic process; negative regulation of DNA-templated transcription; negative regulation of cell differentiation. Lineage: Eukaryota; Metazoa; Chordata; Actinopteri; Clupeiformes; Clupeidae.
GAACCUGCUUUGUGAAUUUAACAUUUGCAUUUACAUCACGAGCUUCAGUUUUAGAAUCGCUGCACCCCUCAGUGGUUGGUCGGUGUAUUACACAAAUACUGUGACUGCUUCCCUACUUGCAUAUCUAAAUAUUAAAUCACACUUAUCAUGAGAAACUCUAUAAUAAUAAUAAUAAUUAAUUACAUUUAUAGCGCACUCUAUAUUCAUCUGAAUCUCAGAGUGCUACAGUAAAAACAUAGUUAAAACAUAGUUCUACUCUAUAUUUAUGUUCCUUGUGAGGCCUUUCUAUUUAAUGUAUAAUAAUAGGUUUCUCUGUUACUUUACUUCUUAGACUUUGAUCAUUUUAUAAUAUUCAAUGUUGCUUUCAUUGUUUGAAAUAUCAAAUAGCUAAUGAUAAAUGCUGCAUUAAGUAUCAAAACAAGCCUUCACAUUUUUUUAUUAAAUGUUUAUCAAAUAUUUUGUCUGCAGCUAUGCUUAUUAUUGCACUAAGAAGUUAGGGGUUCAUCUGACUUUUAGGUGUUCCGUGUAGGUGGAGGAACUGUUAAUCCUUUUGUUAUAAAUAAACGUUGUGCAUGACUGUGUUAUUAAACUUGUGAGCGCAAGAACGAGUAUAAAAUGUUUGUAGGUGUUUGGUUGAGAUGUGACUUGUUUAAUCAUGCCUACUCAUUACGCGUAACAACGUGCUGUGCAACAACGCAACAUUGCGGACGGGAUCAAGGACAGGAAAGUGAGGAUGUGUUAUAGGUCUUUGUGGAACGGAGGGCAGUGGAAAAGUUUGUUGUCUACUAACCUGCUGGUGAAAGUCUCAAAUAGACUCGCUGUCAAAGGCCCACGGGGCCGAGUGCCUGAGACAGCUGCUUCUAAAAAUAACAGACCCGCUCAGGCACCCUGUAGGAGUACACGGACACACAUAGCAAUAGCAAAGUCUAGCCAGAGGUCUGGCGCACUGACUCUCAGGCAGACAAAAGCACAGACUGCACACAUGCGGCAGCAAACAAAGAAAACCAGAACAACACAACCUCCUGUCACUCAUCCACGCUCUUUGCUGAGCUGUUGACUGUCAACACAACAUAUACUUUUCGACCAUGAGGAGCCUGCGCUUCCUCGCGGCUGAGAGUUUCGUGGGUUGCGGCCCAAGCGCUCAUGAGAACAUCAGCAGCCUCUCCCACAACCUGUACCCCCUGAUCUUCAAAGCCGCCUACCUGCGAGAGGAGGCUGCGUUUCUGCAUGACCUUGUCCAGACCUGGCCUCUUCCCCAACUAAACCUCCAACGGCUGCUGGGACGCACAAGUGACUGCCAAGAGGACCUCACCUCACGGACGUGUCGCAUAUGCCUUGAUGCAGUGUUCACCGGGCUUCGGGACUAUGUGUUGAGCGCGCCAAAAACGUAUGCUAAAUCUCUGCGGCUUGUCGAUUUGACGGGUUUACAGGACCAGGAGCGGCAGCCGUGCAACUGUGAGAAAACACUAGGGCGCUGGGCCCGCACGGAGCGUUUGACCCGCAUGUGCUAUGAGGUGAUGGUGGCCAUUCAGGCUGGUACAGCAGAUCCGUCGGCAUUGGACACCGAGGUGGAUGUUCGGCUGGAGGCGUUCGUCACGGGCCGCAGCUACGAGGUGGUGGUGCAGGCAUUGCUCCUUCGACGUCACUGUCCAUUGAAGAUUCGCUGUACCACCCUGCGUGCUGACUCAAUUUCCGUGAAGAAUCUGGUUUAUUUUCUGCGGCUAGCGGAGCCCGAGGGGCUUCAGAAGUUGGAGGUGGUCCACAAUGUCCACCUGGAGGCUUCGCACUUGGAGGUAAUUCUUUCCAAGCUGGACCUCAGAGAACUGCGAUCCCUCACGCUCCCCGCUCGUGCUCUGAAUGUGAGGCGGAUGGGACCCGAAGAGUUGGGCCAGUUCGGGGUUCUGGGAGAUUUGUUAAGUAAGCUGACACACCUGAGUGAACUCUACCUGGGCUUCUCAACUUUAACGGGACACCUUCGAAGGCUGAUCAGUCCUUUGACCACCCCUCUGCAGUGUCUGGAGCUUGCCAACUGUUCUCUGUCAGCGAUUGACAUGGCCUACCUGGCCAACAGCUUACACAGCGAGAACUUGGUUCGCCUGGACCUGAGCGGGCAUGAGGUGGGCGACCUCUUCCCCAACACCUUCCGGAAACUUCUUCAUCGCUGCUCAGCCACUCUGUGCAGCCUCUGCCUGGAAGAGUGUGGUCUGGAGGAUGAACACCUGGAGCUGCUUCUAGAGGCUCUGGCCCCCUGUGACAGCCUACAGGAGUUUAAGAUCCUGGGGAACCCGCUGAGCUGGGUUGCCCUGCGGAGGAUUUUCAACAUGCUGGCCCAACGCUUCCCUAACCUGAGGUACGUGGAGCUCCCAGUGCCACGAGAUUGUUACCCUGCAGACGUCACCUAUCCUCUAGACGACAGCAUACUACUGCAGUACGACGAGGAAAAGUUCAGUGAGGCACGGGCAGAGUUGGUGGGCAUCCUGGAGCAUUCUGGGAAGGGCCAUGUGGAGGUGUGCACCCCGCUUUUGGGUGUGUAUGACCCAGACAUCAACGAGACGGCCAACGAGCUUGGGGUGUCCAUGGUGAACGCUUUCAAAGACGUGGUGGGCGAUUUCAUUGACACAGUCACAGACGUGGAGGAGAGGAGGGAGAGCAGGCUAAUGGAAUGAAUUGGGAGGAGAAAAAGGGGAGAGAUGAUGGUGUGUCUAAGGAGCGAGGGAUAUGGAGAUGGACAGAAUUUGGGAGGUGAAGAAAAGUAACAGGUGGAAGGAAGAGUAAAAAAAAAAGGAGUGGUAUGCCUGAAAAGAUGCAAGGAUUUUGAGUGUUUUUAUAGGUAUGUGAACAAAUGCACGGACUGUUACAUAGCCAAGAUGAGAAGAAAAACAAUGGACCUCAAGAUUAUGCUUCUGUGUGGCUACAGUCAGCUGCAGAGAAAGUGUGCGUAGGAUCGGGGAAAG